AGAAGCUACUCGGAUGAAACGUCUUCAAGAAAUUCUACAAGUCCAGCCGACCUUAUUCAACGCUUUUUUUUGGAUUACUUGAAUACUGAAUCCCGCAAGCUUCUGAUUGGUGGUAUUAAACAAUCUUCAUAUCAGAAAGACACUUACUUCAUCCCAGAGUUGUUUUCCCAGAUCUAUUCUCUCUCUCUCUCUCAGACAUCAUUCUUUUACCAAACAAAAUUAAAGAAAUCCACUUGAAGAUUUUACACAGCUAUUAUGUUUGUAAAAAAAAAUAUUGCAUAAAUUUAAAUGUCUCUCCACUUUGCUUCCUCGUUUGCAUGUUACCUGUUCCCUUUCUCAAGAAUAUUAGAUUGAAGCUGCUUUCCGAUCUUGUCAGCCUUUAACACACUUGAUAGCAAAGUCAGAAGGAAUAGUAUGAUAUCAACUCUCAUUCUGCUGAAACGGGAAACAUGGACGAGUGUCAGCACGCUUAGAGAUUCUUCUACAGUUUUAUGGCCCUAGAGGAAAAACUCAAAAAAGGAAAUUAUUAAGGCUCUAGCCAUCCUAAUGAGUUCGGCACUACUCCAGUCUUUUAGACCGUUUUAACCUUUUAUAUAUAUAUUUUUAAUCACGUUGCUGCUUUGCGUUGCCAUACGUUUUUUUGUUGAGGUUUUUGCUUAGUUCUCUGUUGCCAUGCCGUGUUAUAUGGCUUUGUUUACCUGUAUCGUUUUCAGUUAUUGCCUUAGGAUAAACAUUAUUUGUUUGUCUUCCGGUUUACAUCCAAGAUGGCGGCGGGGGUCUCGGUGUGGUCCUACCUAGUAUAUACAGUCUUUCUUUUUUUUUUCUCCAAAAUAUUCAUUCUUUUAUUUCAACUGUUACUGUGCAACAUUAGUGUCUCCAGACAACUGCUGUAAACACGAACAUACCUGACAUAAACAUACCUCUAUAUAUAUAUCAGACACUGUUUUUUUCCCCUUAGUAGUCAAUGGUGUGGUCUUACAAGUGUUAACGUCACAGCUGCAGACCCGCUCAAUAUCAGUGAGCAUGCGCCUUACGCUUCUUCCCUGUGCCUCCAGGCCUCGGUGCAUAAGAGUGAAGAAGGAAACGAGGAAAGAGGACCGACACACGAGAGGAGAGGAGUGAGUCUUGAUGAGAAAGACAUGGCUCAGAAACGCCGUUCUUUGGACCACGUUAUCGCCAGGCUGACUGGAGAGGGGCCAUUUAGUGACGAGGAAUGGGGCGAUAGUUCAGAGGCGGACAGCGUUUUAAGCUCCGACGAGUAUUAUGAUGCAGAAGACGGACUCGAGGACACAUCUGAAGAUGACGACGAGGAAUACACUGUGCCAAGUGGAAAAUUGCAGCCGGACCUACCAUCAUCCACCAGCUCAGAGUCAGAGGAUGAGCGCGCAAGUGCCCGUCAAAGUCCACGUGGACGCAAGCGCAAACGCCCCUGUAAAAAAGCUGCUUCUUCCACGCCACUACAUCCAAAUGGAUGGCACUCAGAGGAACAACCAGAUUCACUCCCAGAGCCCAUCCCACUGUUUUGCCCUGCUCGACCUCCAGGAAUACAGAUCUUUGGGACAGGAGACAACCCCAGCCCACUUGACUUGUUCAAGUUAUUUUUUGACAAAAAGACCGUCAACAUCAUCUGUGAAAACACAAACAAACAGGCAAAAAAGAACAUUGACCGGGGUAAAAAAUUCAAGUGGAAUGACAUCGGUCCCACAGAUUUUUUUAAAUUUGCGGGUCUCCUCUUUUACAUGGCGAUCCUGAAAUUGCCACAAGUGACGCAGUACUGGCAAAAGGACUCAUUUUUCAGCGUUGUGUCUCCAGCCCUCGUCAUGGCCAGGAACACUUUUCAGGCUAUAUCUUCAAACCUCCACAUGAGUGACCCAGAUAAAGAUGCCGAAAACGACAAGGAGAAGGGCACUCCCAACUACGACCCCUUGCAUCGACUCCAGCCAUUGCACGAUCACAUGAAGAGUGUCUGCAAGACUAUUUACCAUCCUAGGCAGAAUAUUUCAAUAGAUGAGAGAAUGGUGGCUACAAAAGCGAGGCUGGGAAUGCGGCAGUACAUAAAGAAUAAACCCACAAAGUAUGGCAUAAAGCUUUUUGUGUUGGCUGAUUCAAGCAAUGGCUACACUGUUGGUUUUACAGUAUAUACAGGCAAAUCCAAGUUCACCACUGGACAAGGACUUCCCUUUGACUCUGUCAUGAACUUGAUUGACAGUUCAUUUCUGGGAAGUGGGUAUCACCUUUACUUGGACAACUUUUACACAAGCCCAAGACUUUUCAGGGAGCUUCUGGCCGUGAAAGUCCGUGCAUGCGGUACAUACAGGGAGAAUACGAAAGAUACUCCAUCCACAAAAGUGAACGCCAUUGACAAAAAGUCGAGUAGGGGGACCAUCAGGUGGAUUAGAGAAGGGCCACUGUUGUACAUCAAGUGGAUGGACUCACGAGAAGUGUCAAUGUGCUCCACCAUUCACACUGCGUACAAAGGUGAAACCGUUCAGAGGCGCGUGAAAGGGCCAGAUGGACAGUGGCAUGCCCAUACUAUCCCCAGACCCAGCCCGGUGUCGGAGUACAACAAGCACAUGGGCGGUGUGGAUCUAUCUGACCAGCUCAUUCAGUAUUAUUCUGUCCACCACAGAACGACACGCUGGUACAAAUUAAUGUUUCAACACUUCCUGGACAUUGCGGCCACCAAUGCCUACAUCAUUCACAAAGAAUACUCUCUGAUGAAUCGGCAACAACCAAUGACUCACCUGAAGUUCACAGAGAGUCUUGCUGCUGAACUUUGUGGCUGUUCUUUGAAGAACGCUCCACCAUCCAUAUCAGGACAUCCACACACACCAUCUAAGUCUGCAAAUCCACACACAACACCCAAGUUAGCCACACCACCCAAGUCAGCCACACCAUCCACGUCAGCAAAGUCAGCCACACCAUCCACGUCAGCCACACCAUCCACGUUAGCCAAGUCAGCCACACCAUCUAAGUCAACCACACGAUCUAAGUCAGCCAAACGUACUAAGUCAACCAAACGUACUAAGUCAACCACACGUACUAAGUCAACGUCACGAUCUAAGUCAACCACACCAUCCAAGCCAACCACACGAUCUAAGCGAGCAGCUCCAUCCAAAUCAUCCGAGUUAUACAAGCCAGUAACCCCAGACAGACCACCCACUCCAUCUUCAUCCUCCGACUGCACAGACAUCCAAGAUCCCUCCUACUUACCAGACGACUCCGACCCCUCCAACGCCCCCGAUUCCCCCGACGCCCCCGACUCCCCGUGCACCCCAGACAUCCCAAAUAUUAGCAGUCAGUACUGUCUCCCUGACUCCCUAAAUAAGAAUCCACGGGAAAGCACAAAGGCCUCGGAGGGAAGGCUGCAUUGUGUCAACUGCAAAAAAAAGACUGCUUGGAAGUGCAGAAAUUGCGGCGUGGCACUAUGUCUCAUUGUUGACAGAAACUGCUUUGCAGAUUGGCAUGAUGUUUGUAUUAAAGCUCAAAUGGCAGUGUAGAAUUUGACAUCUCCCAAUGAAUGUGAUAAACAGAAGUUGAUUACAUAGAGCGUGCGUCCUAGCAGCUGCUCAGAACCAUAGCUUACCUGUAAGCAAGGCUCGUCAUCUACAUAAUGGAACUGCUUGUGAUAUCAGAAAGUGGAUGUGGAACAAACUUGUCCCAUAAGUUUGCAAACAAAGAUAAUGGCUAAGGUUAGCAACACAACAAACUUAUCCCACCACUUGAAGUACAACCACAAGCCGUAGUCGGACGUAAGCCAGAAAAUGAGUCAGGAGAAAUAAGCAGCCACAUCCUUAGGGAAAUUAGGGGGACCAGACCGCCUCGUUUUGGAUGACCUGUCCCCUGACUAAAGCUGUCCCGGAAAAUGUCUCUGAUUUUUCACAUUUUAUCAAUGAGAAAAAAAUGUUGCAGGCAGACUACAACAACGGCUAUUACGGUAGUUGGUCACGUUGCUAUUGACAUUACAGACACAGCAGUUUAAAGAUGAAUAAAUGUGUCAAAAUAAAUGAAACCGUAAUUGUCCCUGUAUCUACAUUUAAUUUUGAUAACAUUUAAGUCUUUUCUUUUUUUUUUAAAAUAUCCAGCCUGUAAAUGUCCCCGUGUUUCUUUUCAGAAAUCUGCCAAAAAUUGCAAAAGAAAACGAUGGACAGACAGAACUGUCUGACAGACAGAAGUGUUUGCGUUUUGCCUGGUGGAAGACAUGUUGUUCUUUCCACAUUUCAGACUUGUUUGAUUGGUUGCUACAGAUUUCUCCCAACAACUUCCUCCUUAAACAUGUAGAUAAACAGAUUAUUUGACUAUAACUAGUCGGUGUCUUUUCAGAGCUCUAAAGACAGAAUGUAGAGAGAGUCAAAAACAUGGAUUGGAAUUAUAAUAUUUUUAUUGUGAUUUUUAUCGUAAUGUUAGAAAGGUUAAAUUUAUGUAAAAUAGUUCCCCCGUUGUAGCUCUGCGAUAGGCACCGUUGCCAGCUGGGAUAAGCUCCAGCAAAAUCCUGCAACCCUAGUGAGGAUUUAGCGGUAUGGAAGAUGAGAUGAGUUCGCACUUUGUUUUUCUUUGACACUGAAAUAUGUUAUACACAGCUACUCAAGUCUUUUAUUGUUGUGAAAAUAAAUACUUCGAAAACGUCAA
Mugil cephalus (flathead mullet) is the source of this 4629-nucleotide messenger RNA. Its product is annotated as piggyBac transposable element-derived protein 4-like. The record is from RefSeq and is a predicted model, not a curated record. The transcript has 2 exons. The coding region runs from base 1140 to 3500 and encodes 786 amino acids. NCBI's taxonomy places the organism in Eukaryota, Metazoa, Chordata, Actinopteri, Mugiliformes, Mugilidae.